AUGACUUCAACUUGUGACGAGAGCAACGCCAUUAAAAUUUCCGAAAAUGGCGAAGACUCCUUAUUCUUUGAGAGCGGUGGCCGCAGGAUCUCUCCGUGGCAAGAUAUCCCCUUGUUCGUCAAUCCGGAUUCUGAUGUGGUGAACAUGAUCGUCGAGAUCCCCCGUCAAAGCAAAGUAAAGAUGGAGAUAUCUAAAGAAACUUAUUACAAUCCGAUCAAACCGGAUUCUGUUAAGGGACAAUCAAGGCAACUAUCAGAUAUUGCUCCCUUUCGCGGAUACCCUUGCAAUUAUGGAGCUAUCUCGCAAACGUGGGAAAGUCCAAAUGAGAUUGAUGAUCAGACGGGCAUUAGUGGGGAUGACGAUCCCUUGGAUGUUUGUGAGAUUGGAAACGUUGUUGCUUUUUGUGGCCAAAUCAGAAAGGUCAAGCCUCUGGGCGCUUUCGUUGUGCUCGACGAAGGACAAACGGAUUGGAAGAUUGUCGCCAUUGGAAUUGAUGAUCCCCUUGCAACCAAGCUAUCCGAUAUCGACGACGUGGAAAGGUUUUUACCAGGGUUUCUGCAGGCCUUAAAAGGCUGGCACUGUCGAUACAAAGUCCCAGAGGGUAAAGACGAGAACACAGUCGCACUGGGAGGGAGGCUGAUGAACAAGCAGUGA
Molecule: messenger RNA, 654 nt
Organism: Penicillium cosmopolitanum
Lineage: Eukaryota; Fungi; Ascomycota; Eurotiomycetes; Eurotiales; Aspergillaceae
Product: inorganic pyrophosphatase
Exons: 3
Coding region: 1-654 (217 amino acids)
Biological process (GO): phosphate-containing compound metabolic process
Cellular component (GO): cytoplasm
Molecular function (GO): magnesium ion binding; inorganic diphosphate phosphatase activity
Source: RefSeq, a predicted model, not a curated record